UUUUAAAGACAAAUAAAUUGUAAAAAGAGGAAAUAUAUUCCCUAAAACAAUGGUCUUAAAUGUAAGGUUUGUUUUGAUUUUAAUUUUUGCUGUAAAAGUUUCUCCAGAGCAGUGGGGGUUUUUAACACCCAUAAAUCAAAAACCAUGUGACACUUUUCAACAAUUAAAUAAUUGUUCAAGUAAAAUAGAAGAGCCAGAAAGUUUUUAUCAAAAAUUAAACAAUCGUCUAGAUAAAAUAGAAGAGCAAAUACAAAAAAUAUGGAAUUAUAAAAAUAGUAAAGGCAUAAAAAUGCCUCAAAACGGCGUUCCUGCAAACUGUCUAGAAGUGCUAGAAAGCGGCAAAAGCAUUUCAGGAAUCUACAAGAUUCAGCCAAAAAGUAGUCCCAAACCCUUUUUAGUUUUCUGUGAUAUGGCGACUAGAGGUGGAGGUUGGACAUAUUUUCUUAACCGAUUCGAUGGGUCUGUGGAUUUUUAUUUAGAUUGGGAGAAUUAUAAGCAAGGUUUCGGUAAUUUAAGCGGAGAAUUUUGGUUGGGCUUACAACACUUAUAUGAGUUGACGGGAGACGGUAAAUACCAACUGUUGGUUGAAAUGGAAGACUGGGACUAUAGAAGAGUUUAUGCCCAUUAUAAUUCGUUUGCAAUUGGUAGUGAAGCCGAAGGAUUUUCGUUGAAAGUAAUCGGAGGAUACGGUGGCGAUGCUGAUGAUGCUUUCAGUUCCAGCGUAGAUGCUAAAUUCGCUACAAAAGACAAAGAUUCUUGUGCUGUUUCGUACCGAGGAGCAUGGUGGUAUAAACAUGGUACGAUGAUGGCUCAGCUCACAGGCAAAUACAGGAAGAGAGUGGUAUCAGACGAUAACAGAUACAAAAUCAUGUUUUGGUCUACUUUUCGUGGAUCACUUUAUGGUCUCAAAAAAGCUAAAAUGAUGGUGAGACCAAAAAUUGUUGAACAAGAAAUUUGGAGACAGAAAUUUUGUGUUUAAUAACAUUUUAUUUUUAUAAUAAUUUGUAUGCAGGAUAUUAAUUGGUAAAAUUUUAAUUCAUUUAUGUAAUUAACGAAAUAUUGAAUUAUUAAAAUCUUAAUUAUUAUUAAAUAAAAUUUUCCAUAGAAUUCGCAUAAUUAGAACAUACAAUAGUACCUCUGUUUUAUUUUUUGAUAUUUUUUACUAACCUAACAUUUGGUGGCAAAUUGUAGUGACUACAGGAACAACCUUGGCUAGAUUCAAAACAUUUCAUAU
This is a messenger RNA of Tribolium madens (black flour beetle), 1234 nucleotides long. Its product is annotated as angiopoietin-related protein 2-like. NCBI's taxonomy places the organism in Eukaryota, Metazoa, Arthropoda, Insecta, Coleoptera, Tenebrionidae. Bases 50 to 979 code for a protein of 309 amino acids. The transcript is spliced from 4 exons. The record is from RefSeq and is a predicted model, not a curated record.